AUGUUGAGAGCAGUGGCGCAUGCGAUUGCGUGGCUGGUGGCAGCAUGGCACGCGCACGUCGUGGUGCCGCUGGUGAACGCCUGGGAGAGUGUCUCCGCACAGGCAGAGGCCAGCCUCACAGCAGUUAUUCGCGAAUGGUUCGGUAUCAUAAACCGUCUACUCAACGCGGCGGGUGCAUGGGUGCUGUCUGUUGUGGACGCGUCGUAUGCUGAGACCCAGCUCGUCGCCGGGCGUCAGCAGCAGGCGUGGCAGAGAUGGUGGAGGGAGGACCGCACCAGCACACUCAACGCAGUGGUCGCCAACGCCCACUCCGUUCGAG
This is a messenger RNA of Monoraphidium neglectum, 319 nucleotides long. RefSeq lists its product as hypothetical. The annotation marks the transcript as partial. Lineage: Eukaryota; Viridiplantae; Chlorophyta; Chlorophyceae; Sphaeropleales; Selenastraceae. The transcript has a single exon. The record is from RefSeq and is a predicted model, not a curated record.